AUGUCGCUGGUAGUCGCUUGGCGCGCGCUGCUGCAGAGCUCAGCAGCACCCGCUACGGCGCAUGCGGCGGCGACAUGGGCACGAGCAGGCCGUGGUGCGGGUGCAUCGUCGCCACCUGGCAGCACAACCACGGGCCUGCACACGUCAGCCGCGCCCGCCAGCCACACGCCCGACCCCUUCACGCAGUCGCUGCAGAGCAAGACGGAGCAGGAGCUGGCGCAGCUGCUGCAGAAGCGGCUGGAGGAGCAGCGGCACGCAGCGGCGGGGGCUGCGGCGGCAGGCGAGGGCAGCGAUGCUGACGACGCCGACGCCAAUGAUGGGAUCAACCCGGAGACAGGGGAGGUUGGCGGCCCCAAGGGCAAGGAACCCACGAGGUUUGGUGACUGGGAGCGUGGCGGCAAGGCGGUGGAUUUCUGA
Molecule: messenger RNA, 417 nt
Organism: Monoraphidium neglectum
Lineage: Eukaryota; Viridiplantae; Chlorophyta; Chlorophyceae; Sphaeropleales; Selenastraceae
Exons: 2
Coding region: 1-417 (138 amino acids)
Biological process (GO): mitochondrial respiratory chain complex II assembly
Cellular component (GO): mitochondrion
Source: RefSeq, a predicted model, not a curated record